AUGACUACGACUUCAGGAACUGUUACUAUAACCUUUUUAACAGAGACUGUCUCUGAGACUUCGACGGUCUCUUCGACAGUAUCGGAUACCGCGACCUCAACCUUCAUCGCAGCAGAUUACACCACCGAACCCGAUUUCCAGGGCUGGUAUCUACAAGCAACUCGUUCGUUUUCAUCAAAUUAUACUGGGCUAGAGAGCAGUCACUGA
Penicillium taxi is the source of this 207-nucleotide messenger RNA. RefSeq lists its product as uncharacterized. The transcript has a single exon. The record is from RefSeq and is a predicted model, not a curated record. Lineage: Eukaryota; Fungi; Ascomycota; Eurotiomycetes; Eurotiales; Aspergillaceae. Bases 1 to 207 code for a protein of 68 amino acids.